Molecule: messenger RNA, 682 nt
Organism: Rotaria sp. Silwood2
Lineage: Eukaryota; Metazoa; Rotifera; Eurotatoria; Philodinida; Philodinidae
Source: the annotation of a GenBank genome assembly
UAAUGCUUAUGAUUUUUGUAUUGGUGAUGGACUUGCAUCAAUAAGAGAAAAAGUUCUAACCAACGUAAAGAAUCUGAAAACAACUGAAACAUACGGUUUACCACUUAAAAUUGAUUUGAAAGUGGGCGCUAAGUAUAUGAUGACAGUGAAUAUUGACACUGAAGAUGGAUUGGUAAAUGGCGCCUGUGGAAAAUUGAUAAUGAUUGAUUAUGGAAAGCUUCAAAAGACUAAUGAGACAGUACCAUGUCGACUAUGGAUUAAAUUUAAUGAAGAGAAAACUGGAAGAAAAACCAGAGCUAAUUUUCAAAAUGUAAUGCGAUUAAGAAAUAUUGAUCUCAGUCUCACACCAGUUGAACCAGUAACACGGCAAAUAAAUACAAGGUCAACAAAUUUCAAAGUAGAACGUAAACAGUUCCCUGUAGUUCCUUGUGAAGCAAUGACGAUAUAUAAAAGUCAAGGUGGUACUUAUGAAAAAGUCGUUGUCAAUCUAAAGAAAGGGAUGACACGAUCUGAAUUAUAUGUCUCUUGUAGUCGUGCAACAAAAUCAAGUGGUUUAUAUUUAAUUGGCGACUUCGUUCCACCAAAACCACCUGAACGUAAUGAUGCAGUAGCGACGAUGUUCAAAAGCAUGAGAUCCGAACGAAUGCUGAAAUUUUCACUUGAAUUUCCUGAAGAAUCUUAA